CGACCUCCUGAGAGCAAAUACAAAAUGGCAAAACUUGGAAAACAUUCGAAAGAAAUAAAAACUUACUUCAUUGCCUUUGGAUGCAUCAGCAGACACAACGCAUUUCACGUACCAGGAGCAUGUCUCAUCCCCGGCACGAACACAGGGCUCCUGAUAUCUAACAAACAUGCUGGUUGUUUCAUUUGUUGCCAUGGGUUACGAAAGUUACCGAUGCGUGACCAAAAAGCUACCAGGACGGUCGCAUGCAAACGACAUUCGGGCGAUACAGCACAGUAGACAGUAGUCAGUCGAUAUAGGCCAUACGGUGUGCACCGGGACAGGAUCCUUACUCAACCGGAUUCAGUGUCAAUCCUUUUUGUCAUUCUAGUGAUUGAAGUGAAGUAGGUAAGGUCGGCGUCGGCAAAACUGUGCAGAAACAGUGUGGUUGGAUUGGAAAGUGAUUCAUUAAGUGAAGGUUACUGUGAAAAGUGGUCAAGUGAUUUUGGAUGCUUAAAGCAAUCCUACAGCAGCUGGUCCUGUUACUUCCCACGUUUAGCACUAACGCGACUGAGGUGCUGUGCCGUGCACUGCUAACAUCGGUGAUUUGAAAUUGAUUGGCCAUUACAUUCUUUGCUCGUGCACGGCAAAUACACAGUGAUAAGCCGAACCGUCCCUGGACAAUGUAUUCUAGCACCGGAAUACCGGACGACGGUGGAGCAUUGUUCACUGUCGAUCAUAAUCCACGUGCCAGCUAUCGGCGAGAGUUUGAGGAGAUGGAAAAUCGCAUACGCCGAUGUGAACGACAGCGUGCCGAGCUGGAGCGACAGUUUGAGGAUUUAAUGCGUGAACGAGCGGACUGCGAAAAGGCUGCCGUGCGGGCAAUGAGACAACGGCAACGACGCCAGAUGGAGGCAGAAAGGCAACGGGCCGAGCGUAACGAGAGCAUUCUUCGGAUGCUGAACAAAAUCGAUUUGCAGGCGGCAUCGUUGGCGGCCAAAACGGAUCGUCUGAAGAUGUUGAAGACUCAGUACGAGAUGUAUCUGAUGCGUACCUGGUCGACAGCAUCCCAAGCCCUGCCAGCGUACAGUGUUCCGAUGCUAACCGCACCACCGGUUCCGGUUCCGAAACCACCUCCCCAGAGUCCUCCGCGGUCCGAAUUCGUUCAAUAUCUUACCGAUUUGACGCAUCAACAAACGGCCAGCCUUAGUGCCAUUCCACCUCCGACAGCUUUAAGUAACUAUCUUGCCUCUCAGCAGAAACCAUUCGCAUUGACACCUUCCCAUGGUGCUCCCUUAGAACGUCCAUAUUCAAGAGCGCUUAAUAGUAACGCUAGCUUACAGGACGAUAUAGCAACGAUCAACUACGGGGCUAGUUCAACGCCGAUGGGUGGUACAAGGGCCAGCAAGUUUGAAAUGUCAAACGAAGACUUUAUCCGGUAUAUUGACAGUGAGGUACUGAAGGAGCCGAUACCGAAGGUUAGCAUUGUUGCUCCUUCGCCGGUGGCUGAGGUGGCUGAAGUGAAACAGACUGGUGGAGCUUACCUUGAGGAUGCAACGAUGAGUGAGGAUGAACCGGUCGGAGAACUAGCGAGCAAGCUGCAGGAGUUUAGCAUGAUGGUUGCUGAUGCUGAGAAUAAGAAUUCUACAAAGGCGCAGGCACAAGACGACAUCCAACAGUUGGAUGAGGUGAUGGAAAGUGAUAAGAAGCUGGAUGCUCAAGAAGCUCAAGAAGAAAAAGAGGAUCGACGCUUCGAAGCAGCAUCAGUGGAUGAAACAUUUGAAGAUGAUCGCGUGACAGAUGUUACGACUAACUCCAAAGAAUAUCAUUACAAUCAAAGGGAAAAGCAAGAUGAUCAAUUUGAUCCGAAGGUCCAGGAUAAUGUGGUAGCUCAGGAAACGAAGAUUCCUUACGACGUAGAAGAGUAUCAGCCUGACAAGGAAAGUCCACGUGAUUUACACGCUGCAAUCCCACAAGAAGAGCAAAUUACAAAUGAUGAAGUGACGUACGAACCAUCUGACGCCAAUCUGAAUUAUCUUGAAGGAGCUCCUCAGAUGGACCAAAAUGUGUACAACCCGGUACAAUCAGAAGACCCGCCAUAUAACAACCAACAGUAUGGUGCUUCGAGUGAAGCAAUGCAGUCAGCUCUUACUCCAGAAGUGACUAGUGAGCAGCAGCAGCAACCGAUACAGCAAUUUGAAGGAAGAAACCAACACUGGACCACUGCACGACAGGCGUUACGAUCGAAAGCAUUCCCUGGAGUAUCGUCUAAGCCACCGUCCCCUGAAACGGAUCAAGCUGAGCAAGGGUAUGCAGAGGGUAUACAGAACGAAGCUACUGAGAUCGAAGAACCCGCCAACGAGGAUCAAACUGCCGUGCAGAGUGCUGUUCCAGAAAGUGAUCCACCAAACACUGAGUAUCCUAUGUAUUCUACAGAGUCGAACGAUCCUUACUACCAAACCGAUCAAUCUGCAGAACAAAUGCAAACAGCUCAAACCACCUCAGACCAAGGAUAUCAUAAUGAUGCGAUGGGUCAACCGGUAGAAUAUCAACAGCAUGAUGGGCAACAAUCGGUAGCCUAUCAGUACGUGACCAAUCAGGAGGGACAGUACGCCGACGGGACGGACGGUGAACAAGCGCAGUAUCAGUACCAGGAAGCUACCGAUCCGACGGCAAGCUCCUAUGCGACUCAGGAAGGAUAUCAGGCGGACCCGAACCAGCAGUAUCAGUAUGAUGAGAACGCGCAGUACUACAACGAUCAGCAAGCUUACGACGCACAGUACUACAGUCAAGAUCCACAGCAGCAGCAGCAGCAGCAGCAGUACUACAUGGAUGAGUCCAAUCAACAGGUGGAAGGACAGUAUGAGCAACCGCAAGAGCAGCCAGCCGAACAAUAUCCCACGACCACAGAACCGAACGGUGAUCAAACGGCGUACUAUCCUCCCGAUGGACAGUACGAACAAUCGACACUUGCUAAUCCCGAGCACAUGGAACCAGCACCAGCUAGUACUGCUGCCAGUAUUCCUGGCGACACUCAAUUAGUUGCGGAACAAAAGAAGCCAGUUGAGCCUGCGGCCGUUAUCGAGCCCACGAUGGUGCAAGAUAAACAAGAGCAGAAAGCUACCGACGUUUCACCACCGGCCCAGACCACCGAUGAGCAGAGGCUGGCCAAGAAGGAAGGGGAUCCGGGAUCGGAUGUGCCAACGCUAAGCACCGUGAACGAUGAGAGUGAUUUCGAUUUCUCCUCCCAGUGAUAAGCGCACACUGUUUGCUGAUCGCACGUUCAAUGCGCGAGACCUACUCUAUGUCUCGCGCAUUGUUCCGUAGAGUCUCG
Messenger RNA from Anopheles stephensi (Asian malaria mosquito), 3310 nucleotides. Its product is annotated as putative mediator of RNA polymerase II transcription subunit 12. The transcript has 4 exons. The coding region runs from base 660 to 3230 and encodes 856 amino acids. NCBI's taxonomy places the organism in Eukaryota, Metazoa, Arthropoda, Insecta, Diptera, Culicidae. The record is from RefSeq and is a predicted model, not a curated record.